Molecule: messenger RNA, 1422 nt
Organism: Aureobasidium uvarum
Lineage: Eukaryota; Fungi; Ascomycota; Dothideomycetes; Dothideales; Saccotheciaceae
Source: the annotation of a GenBank genome assembly
AUGCCAGCUCUCCAGGUCAAAGGAUUAGGCUGGAAGGUGCCUCCGAUUGAGGAAAAACACUUCACUGUUAAUGCUUUCCACAGAGUCAUCUCUCAUAUGGGCCAGUCUGUAGACUUCGCCUGGAUAGAUGUCUGCUGUAUUGAUCAGGAAGAUUCUGCCACCAAGAUGUAUGAGAUCGGAAGGCAGGCUGGAAUCUUCAAGCAAGCCACUCAUGCCUAUGGUUGGCUCAACUUCCACACGCAUCGAAAUCUGCAAGGACUUUUCGACAUCAUCUUCGACCUUGACAAUAUCAUGUCAGGAUGGGAACUUUGGAAACCUUCUAACACCCGAGACCAGUCCUGUGUUCCAAAGCUUAGACAUAUCUUGUCAACAUUGGAGUCUCUCAUGGAAGACCCCUGGUUCACAUCUCUAUGGACACUGCAAGAGGCCGUACUAAGGAGAGAUGCUAUGAUUCUCUCCACCGAUGGUUGGCCCUUAACUCUUCAGUUUGACCGCACACACAAAAUCCGGCUCGAGAUGUUUUGCAACACAUGCUGGAAUAUACUGGUGAACAUUGACGACUACGCAGACGAAUGGCCGUCAGAAGCUAGACCACUUACCAGCCAGAUACAUCAAGUUAUCCGUACAUCCGGACUUUUCUUCACCAUGACAAACAAUCCAAAUGUACAGUAUGGUAUGGCAUACCACCGGGUCACCAAACGUCCGCUCGACCGUGUGUAUGCAAUCAUACAGAUAUACGGCUUUCGACUGGGUGAGUCGCUGCAACCUGGUGUUGCUGUCACAUUGGGUGAUCUAGAGCUGCAACUGGCACAACAAUUGACCUUUCGAUCAUCCAUGCUGUCACAGUGGUUCGUGCAUACCGCGCGACCGCCUGAGCAUCGAAGCUGGAUGAUCAGUCAGCGCUCGCAUGUGCCAUUCGAACUAAUCCUGUAUCCGACCUACAGCGACAACAUGAUUACGCGUAUGUUUGGCACCAUCGAACCUACUCCGAGAAGAACAGCUACAUUCUCUGGCUUUGCCCGUCCACUUUAUCAGCUGGACGACAUGUGUCGUAAAGAGCUCAAGAGAUUUCGCGCAUUGUACUUCGCUCUAGAUGCCUGGUCUACCAGACCCUUGGAAACUAUUCAAGAGCCUCGAAAGCUGGACUCUGAUCACCACCACAUUCCUCAAGGUUCUUUCCGCAAGAUGUUCGAGAGAGAAGUGACAUUCAGGCCAGGAGCUCAGCUGCAAGCGUUUCUACUGGGUGACAGCAAUAGUACGAGUAUACCUUAUGACUACCAUCGCGCUUAUGCUGUGAUACUAGUCCGGGAAAGUGCGACUACAGCGUGGAGAAGAAUCGGUCUUGUUUGGUGGGAGACUGUUCACUGCGAGCCAAAACCAACCUACCACGAAUUCGUUUCAUUUGGAGCUGAGGUGCAUUGA